Tarenaya hassleriana is the source of this 1257-nucleotide messenger RNA. RefSeq names its product DCN1-like protein 2. The transcript is spliced from 11 exons. Gene Ontology annotation, biological process: positive regulation of ubiquitin-protein transferase activity; protein neddylation. NCBI's taxonomy places the organism in Eukaryota, Viridiplantae, Streptophyta, Magnoliopsida, Brassicales, Cleomaceae. Gene Ontology annotation, molecular function: ubiquitin-like protein binding; cullin family protein binding; ubiquitin conjugating enzyme binding. The coding region runs from base 236 to 1030 and encodes 264 amino acids. The record is from RefSeq and is a predicted model, not a curated record. Gene Ontology annotation, cellular component: ubiquitin ligase complex.
UCAAAAAAUAACAAACGGUGUUUCCUUGUUCGCAUUUUGGGGGAGAGGCGGUGGAAAGCACUCUCUCGCACACCAUUUCUUCGUCUUCCCUUUUGUUCCUCGCAUACCAAAUCCAUACAUUCGAUUAUCCUGAGAUUUCUUCAGCUUCUUCUACCGAUCGUCCUCUUCUCCCUUCUUUAGAUUUCUUUCAUUUAGGGUUUUCUUUUUUGAGUUGCUUCGUCCAAUCUUAUUCACAAUGCAUAAGUUGGGGAGAGGCCAUCGGGACAAACUUCAACAGUUCAUCGCAAUUACAGGAGCUAGCGAAAAGACUGCACUUCAGGCUUUGAAAGCAAGCGAUUGGCACCUCGAAGGAGCUUUUGACAUAUUUUACAGCCAGCCCCAUAUCAGAAGUCAUGCUGAUAUUAGACGCUUAGAGGAGCUCUACAAUAGAUAUAAAGAUCCAUAUUCCGAGAUGAUUUAUGUCGAUGGUAUCACCCUACUCUGUAAUGAUCUUCAGGUGGAACCCCAAGACAUAGUCAUGUUAGUUGUUUCAUGGCACAUGCAAGCUGCCACAAUGUGUGAAUUUUCCAAGCAGGAGUUCAUUGGUGGAUUGCAGGCCCUAGGUGUAGAUUCAGUCGAGAAGUUUAGAGAAAAGCUGCCUUUCAUGCGCUCUGAGCUAAAAGAUGAACAAAAGUUCCGUGAAAUAUAUAACUUUGCUUUUGGCUGGGCGAGAGAGAAGGGUCAGAAAUCUCUGGCGAUAGAUACAGCAAUAGGGAUGUGGCAGUUGCUCUUUGCUGAAAAACAGUGGCCAUUGGUUGACUACUGGUGUGAGUUUUUGCAGGCUCGUCACAAUAAGGCUAUAUCUAAGGAUACAUGGUCCCAGCUGCUGGAAUUUGCAAGGAGUGUAGAGCCCGGUUUGUCAAAUUAUGACGCGGAAGGGGCAUGGCCAUACCUAAUCGAUGAAUUUGUGGAGUAUUUGUAUGAAAACAGCGUCGUGAAGAGGCCACCUCAGCCGGUCGAUCAGAAUCAGACAAGUGAAUGGGCUGCUUGAUUGGUCGCCUGAUCUAUGAAAUCUUUCUUAAGAUAUUCCUCUGAUCUUUUGUAGAAUCAUUUAAGGGAUUUACUGGAAAUGUCUGUUUAUUGUGGGUUUUUAACUUUCAUACAUCCUCGUCAAAUAAUAAUGUGGUUCAGACGUCUGUCAUUCUGUUUUGUUGCAGGCAUUUGUGUGUUAAAAAGGGCUUGUUAUCCUUUAUAUGACAGGAGUUUCCAGUGUCGAGA